Molecule: messenger RNA, 3139 nt
Organism: Oppiella nova
Lineage: Eukaryota; Metazoa; Arthropoda; Arachnida; Sarcoptiformes; Oppiidae
Source: the annotation of a GenBank genome assembly
AUGAAUUCUGUUGUGUUUGCAGUGGUGUUGUGUUAUAUUAGUUGUCGCCAAAUAUCAUCAGUCGAUGCCAUCAAUAGUGCCGAUGAGUACAAACUGACUCUAAUUCACGCCAAUGAUCUGUUCGGUGCAUUUGCCGGCGUUAACAGUGAUAACAGUUUGUGUGAUCUCAACACUCAAGACCAAAACCAGUGCAUCGGAGGGGCGCCUAAAAUAGUAUCCAAGCUAACAGAGUGGCGCACUAAAGGGGACAGGCUAUUUUUCGUAAACGCUGGAAAUAGUUUGGGCGGCUAUUGGUACAGACAUUUCGGAUCAAAAGUAGUGACCGACUUCUACAAAGAGCUUCAGUUUGAUGUCAUUAAUCUUGGAUUAAGUGAUUAUGAAUUAUAUGAUGUUCAACCAGAUUCGCCAGAUUAUUAUCGCGAGACAUAUGAUAAUAUAACUCAGUUUUUAAGCGAGGUCACCCGGACCUCCCGAGUGGUUUCGUGUAAUGUUGAUGUCCAGGAUAAAUAUAUCAACAAUUUCUACUCAAAUGUCAGGCGAUCGGAGCGAAUGUAUAGAAGCGAACAGAGAAGAGUGGCUUUCAUUGGAUUCGUGAAGAAUCCAAAUCCAAAUACAAAUACAGUGAAAGACAGUAGCGGUAAAAGACAGUCUAAAAGUGAUUCAUCUUUCGGAGGCAUAUCCAUCGGUGAUCCCAUUAAAUGUCUUCAGGACGAGAGCGAGGAAUUGCGUCGAAACGGCGCUGACAUCAUAAUAGCCAUCGGAAGCGGUGACGAAGAGCUGUUCAAAGAGAUUGCGACUAACGUUCCGAAUGUGGAUAUCGUUGUCGGCAGCUAUGGGCUGACAAAAAAUCUGUCACUUCUGAGAGAAAGGACAGCCCAUAGCUAUCCAGAUAUGGUUCUCAAUGAUAAUAAUGUGAACGCAGUUGUGGUGACCGCCGAUGUCUACGGCAAGAGUAUCGGCAGACUUACCGUUAAGUUUGACAAAAGAGGGAAUAUUAAGGAAAGCGAAGGCACUCUCAUUGAAUUGGACCGACACAUCGAUUCGGAUUCAAAAACGGCACAAUUGGUAAACAACUACCAGCGCUCGCUGUACGUGGGCUCGACUAAAGUAUUCCUCGACGCCUCCCACUGUAUGUCCCGGGAGUGUAAUAUCGGAGACUUGAUGGCAGACUCGAUGCUGUUUUAUCGGAUUAAUUAUAUUAAUGAAACUUUCGUUAAAUCAUUGAUUAAAUACAAAGGAAGUCCGUUAUUAAGACAAAGAGUGGACGAGAAUAGAGAUGUAAUCGCAUUGAUUAGUAGCGAAAGCAUUUCAAACUCCAUCGGAAACGCCAGAAGUGAUGAGUACUUCAUCACUAAAAUAAGUUUAGACAAUAUGUUUGACCGAAAAGAGCCCAAAAUUCAAAUGUUUAUUUUGGACGGAAAGACAAUCAGACAACUAUUGUCGGCGUAUAUCCGGCGCUCAGACUUACUGCAAGUUUCGGGAAUGAAAAUUAUUUACGACCUCUUGAAACCAAUUAAUGAGACCAUUAUUGAGAUUUCCGUUAAGUGUAGGCUCUGUCCGGACAAUUCAUAUAAUGAAUUAAUGGACAAUAAAUUGUAUGACGUUUUGUUGCCUCAAAAUAUACAAUUGGAUCAAAACGACCACAGCUUACGAGUGGCUCAAGACAUGAGUGCUUUCCAUAUAAUAGAGCAAUACAUCAAAGAAAACUCUCCCAUUAAGACAACCAUUGAUAACAGGAUUACAAUAAUUGAGGAUCUCAAUUUGAACACUACUAGUGAUGGCGAUGGCGAGUAUGAACUCGUAUUGAGUCACUUCCAGUACUCGCAAUAUCAUCGACAAGUUCUUGAGUUUGUUGGCGACAAUGUAUACCACUUUCGUGUCACCGCAAGUGAGCCCACAUUUUCUUCGCAAUUCCAGAUCAAAGCCUUAUUUCUGGGAUAUUCUAACAUCACUUUCAAUAUUUACAAGAAUAAUACCCUGGUGCAAGUCUUAGACCACUACUCUAUAAGUGUUAUGAGGACUCAAUCCAUUUAUGAUGCCCUGUUUGGCGUACUAAUCAUUAGUUUGGUUACAAUUAAUUAUAUUAAUAUGGGCUGUCAUUUGGACCUACAAAUAGUCAAGAAGACAUUGAAGACACCCAUUGGACCACUCAUUGGAUUUGUUUGUCAGUUCACUAUAAUGCCUUUGGCCUCAUAUCUAAUCGGAUGGCUAUUAUUGGACGACAUUAGUCUACGUUUAGGUCUAUUCACUCUGGGCUGCAGUCCGGGCGGCAAUUCAAGCAAUUUCUGGACACUUCUGUUCAAUGGAGACGUCAAUCUCAGCAUUACUAUGACUCUCAUCAGCACUGUUGCCUCAUUAGCAAUGAUGCCUCUAUGGCUGUUCACAUUGGGCUCCACUCUAUUCAGCGCCGGGAACAUAAAGAUCCCGUAUUUCAAUCUAUUCACAUCGUUGAUAACCCUUACAUUCCCCAUGUUUAUCGGCAUAUUGAUCAGACACUACAGACCUAAUUGGGCCAAGGUAUCUCACAAAAUAAUCAAACCGUUCACUAUAGUGGUGGUCAUAUUUGGAAUCGCUGGAAGUGCUAUACUCUAUAACCACAUAUUUGUGAUGUUCACGUGGCCCAUCGUAAUAGCCGGCGCUUUGGUGGCCAUCAGUGGCUACAGUUUGGGUGCAAUCAUAUCAAGUCUGUGCGGAAUGAAGAGACCCCAAGUCGUGGCCAUCUCUAUAGAGACUGCUUAUCAAAACGGAGGAAUCGCUUUCAUAUUACUCUUACUAUCACUACAACAACCGGACGCAGACAUCGCGAGUGUCCCCUGUAUUGCACAGCUAUUAAUCACUGGACAACCCCUUUGGCUCGUAUUGAUCGGAGUGAAGAUCUGGAAUCGCUUUCAUCCGCAAAAUAAUGACAAAUCGGUUGACAAUAAAAACGACAAAAUUAGUGAACAAACCGACAAAAAUGUUAAUAACUUAGAGAAUGGCUGUUAUGACGGCCCAUAUAUCGACAAACCAAAGACUGAUACUGAGCUGAAUGCCAGUACUAAUGGCACUCACGAUAUCACUAAAUUUUAACAAUUAUACAAAUUUUUAAUUAUUUGAUAAAUAUUUAAAUAUUUAUUGUAAGCUGUUUAAUUAUUAUGAC